Messenger RNA from Lactuca virosa, 414 nucleotides. NCBI's taxonomy places the organism in Eukaryota, Viridiplantae, Streptophyta, Magnoliopsida, Asterales, Asteraceae. The record is from the annotation of a GenBank genome assembly.
AUGAUCCUAGCAAUCACAAUGGCUGCCCUCUAUGGAGUUGCAGUUGCUCAAUCAUCAGGGUGCAGCAAUGAGCUAGAAGGCAUGUCCCCAUGUCUCAACUACAUUUCUGGUGACGCGUCAACACCAUCAUCAGGAUGUUGCAGCCAACUCGCGAUUGUGGUCCAGACACAGCCACAGUGCCUGUGUCAAGUCCUUAAUGGUGGUGGCUCGUCUUUUGGUAUUAAAAUCAACCAAACUAAGGCUCUUGAUUUACCGAAAGCAUGCAAUGUCCAGACACCAUCAACUAGUAAAUGCAAUGGAAACGCGUCAUCAAGUACUGGUUCAUCUGGUUCAUCAGAUGUAUCUUCAACUAGAGUUGCAACCAUUCCUACUGUAUUUUUGCUACUUGUUGCCGAGUAUGCUAUGGUGUUCUAA